UCACAAACACACUUCCUCUCUCUCUCUCUCUCUCUCUCACUCUCUCACCUUCUCUCUCUGUGCUUGUCUCAGUGCCUUGCACAUUCAAAAAAUGGCAAGGCCCUCCUCAGGCCCCUCACUUCUCUCUCUCCUCCUCUUCUCUCUCCUCUCCCCAACCCUCAUUUCCUGCAGGCCACUUCAUCUUCAAGACCCUGAAUUGGUAGUACAAGAGGUACAAAGGAACAUUAGCGACUCAGUGUCUAGGAGGAACUUGGGCUACUUAUCAUGUGGGACUGGAAACCCUAUCGACGACUGCUGGCGGUGCGAUCCGAACUGGGAGAAGAACAGGCAGCGUCUAGCAGAUUGCGCGAUAGGGUUCGGGAAAAACGCCAUCGGUGGAAGAGACGGGAAGCUUUACGUGGUCACAGAUUCCGGCGACGACGACGCCGUGAACCCCAAGCCAGGAACCCUACGACACGCCGUCAUCCAAGACGAGCCGUUAUGGAUCAUUUUCCAGCGCGACAUGACCAUCCAGCUCAAGGAGGAGCUGAUCAUGAACUCCUUCAAGACAAUCGACGGCCGGGGAGCGUCCGUCCACAUUGCCGGCGGGCCAUGCAUCACCAUCCAGUUCGUGACCAACAUUAUUAUCCACGGACUGAACAUACACGAUUGCAAGCAGGGAGGGAACGCUAUGGUGAGGAACUCCCCAGAGCACUUCGGGUGGAGGACCAUAUCGGACGGCGACGGAGUGUCGAUCUUCGGUGGGAGCCACGUGUGGGUGGACCAUUGCUCGUUGUCCAACUGCAAAGAUGGGUUGAUUGAUGCUAUUCAUGGGUCCACUGCGAUAACAAUUUCAAACAAUUACAUGACGCACCAUGAUAAGGUGAUGCUUUUGGGACAUAGUGAUUCGUAUACACAAGACAAGAACAUGCAAGUCACCAUUGCAUUCAAUCACUUUGGAGAAGGGUUGGUUCAAAGAAUGCCAAGAUGUAGGCAUGGAUAUUUCCAUGUGGUGAACAAUGACUAUACCCAUUGGGAGAUGUACGCUAUUGGAGGGAGUGCAAACCCUACAAUCAAUAGCCAAGGGAACAGAUUUGCCGCACCAGAUAUCAGAUUCAGCAAAGAGGUGACCAAACAUGAGGAUGCACCAGAAAGUGAAUGGAAGAACUGGAAUUGGAGGUCGGAAGGAGACUUGAUGUUAAACGGUGCGUUUUUUAGGGCAUCGGGUGCCGGAGCUUCCUCAAGCUAUGCCAGGGCUUCGAGCUUGGGUGCAAGGCCAUCUUCCCUAGUGGGUUCAAUCACCACGACUGCCGGCGCACUUAGCUGCCGAAAGGGCUCUCAUUGCUGAUCGCAUGUCGAGCUUGUGGCCUGCUGAAAACGACAUUCUAAAGUGAUUAAUUGAAGAACUAUUCAACUUCAACUAGACAUAUUUAGGAGGGAAGUCAAAGAAAACAAAUGAGAGACAAAAUAUCUCAUUCCUUUUUCUUUCCCUCCAAGUUCUCUUUUUUACCCAAUAUUUUAUACUUUAUCCCUCUUCUUUUUACUUUUUUUUUAGUCAAUUUUCAUGAUGAUUACAACCUCGCCCUCUUCCUCUGAGGCUGCGUUAGGGUUUCUGUUAGAGAAUCUUGAUGACCUAGACGAGAAGACAAGUGUUGAAGUGUUGAUUCUACUAAAUUAUCAAUAUAUUUCCCAAUAUUUGACGCAA
Molecule: messenger RNA, 1684 nt
Organism: Malus domestica (apple)
Lineage: Eukaryota; Viridiplantae; Streptophyta; Magnoliopsida; Rosales; Rosaceae
Product: probable pectate lyase 18
Molecular function (GO): pectate lyase activity
Source: RefSeq, a predicted model, not a curated record